Molecule: messenger RNA, 13184 nt
Organism: Lepisosteus oculatus (spotted gar)
Lineage: Eukaryota; Metazoa; Chordata; Actinopteri; Semionotiformes; Lepisosteidae
Source: RefSeq, a predicted model, not a curated record
AAAAGUGUGAAAGUAUCUGGAAUUCAAACGUCAGACGAAACGACUUUUUGCAAAGCAUCCUUAAAUGCACUUUCAAGUAUUUUUUUUUUACAAAAUUAUUGCUGUUGUGGAAACCAGGGACGGAUAUUUGCAUUGUGCAUGGUUAUGUAUGUGGAGAACUUGGCUAGUAUCAUCCUCUGUUUUGCGUAGAUGCUCUUUGGAAAUGUCUUAAGGGAACUGCGAUUAAAAAUGGUUGAGAGGUACGAUUUGACGUCGAGCUUGAGCCGUGUUGACAUUUGUGUAACCUCGCUCCAUUCCUCUGGCCAUGCACGGAAAAGCCUUUCCUGCGAUGCCAGUCACCGGCGAGCUUGAAUGGGCUCGACAAGGAUCUGAGAGCACUGCCAGCCCCUCCCAGAGUGUUUCAUGAAGAGUAUGUGAAGUUUUGUUUUUUUGCAACAAGACUCCGGAGUUGAUUUGAUCCUUUAAAAAAAACAACAGGAUUACAAACUUUGACAAGGAGGAGGCUUGAAGGACAUGGCCAAAGUGGGAACAAGUGAUGAAAACCCUGAUGGUGCUGCCAACAGUGAAUUCAGUGACAUAAUCAAGUGGAGAUCAGAUGAACACGAUGCUGUACAGAAGAAAACCUUUACAAAAUGGAUCAAUGCACGCUUCUCCAAGAGUGGAAAAGCACCGAUCAAGGACAUGUUUGCAGACCUCAGGGAUGGCAGAAAGUUAUUGGAUCUCCUGGAAGGCCUCACUGGGAGUGUUUUGACCAAAGAACGGGGAUCCACUCGAGUGCAUGCUCUUAAUAAUGUUAACAGAGUUCUCCAGGUUCUUCAUCAGAGUAAUGUGGAGCUGGUAAACAUAGGAGGGACGGACAUUGUGGAUGGAAAUCACAAGCUCACCUUGGGCUUGAUCUGGAGCAUCAUUUUACACUGGCAGGUAAAAGACAUAAUGAAGGACAUCAUGUCAAACCUGCAACAGACAAACAGUGAGAAGAUUCUUCUGAGCUGGGUGCGCCAGUCUACCCGCUCCUACACCCAAGUCAAUGUGCUCAACUUCACCACCAGCUGGGUCGAUGGACUCGCUUUCAAUGCCAUCCUCCACCGGUUCCAGCCAGGUCUGUUUAGCUGGGAUAAGGUGCUAGGUCUGACCCCUGUGGAGAGGCUGGAGCAUGCCUUCACCAUUGCCAAAGAACAGCUGGGCAUCGAGAGACUGCUAGAUCCUGAAGACGUGGCUGUCCAGCUGCCUGACAAGAAGUCCAUCAUCAUGUAUGUGACGUCUCUGUUUGCGGUCCUUCCUAAGCAAGUCACCAUGGAUGAUAUUCGGGAAGUGGAGACCCUGCCCCGGAGAUACAAAGCAGAAUGUGAAGAGGGACAGUUCUGCAGUCAGCAAAGCCCCGGCCUGGAAGAGGAGACCUCCAGCUCGCGAGCAGAGACCCCCAGCACGGUGACCGAAAUGGAGGUGGACCUCAACAGCUACCAGGUCGCCCUGGAGGAGGUGCUGACCUGGCUGCUGUCUGCAGAGGACACCCUCCACAUGCAGGAUGACAUCUCGGACGACGUGGAGGAAGUGAAGGGCCAGUUCCACACCCAUGAGGCCUUCAUGAUGGAGCUGACCUCACACCAGAGCAGCGUGGGCAAUGUACUGCAGGCCGGCAACCAGCUCAUCGCCCAGGGCAACUUGACCGAGGAGGAGGAGAAUGAGAUCCGCGAACAGAUGAGCCUCCUCAACUCGCGGUGGGAGUGUCUGCGAGUGGCCAGCAUGGACCGGCAGGCCAGGCUUCACGAGGUUUUGAUGGAGUUACAGCAGCAGCAGUUGCAGCAGCUUUCGGAUUGGUUGACACAAACAGAAGGACGAAUUCGCAAGAUGGAAUCUGACGUGGCUGGGGACUUGGAAGGCUAUAAGAAGCAGAUUGAGCAACAUAAAGCACUACAGAACGAUCUGGAAACGGAGCAGGUGAAGGUGAACUCUUUGACCCACAUGGUGGUGGUUGUGGAUGAGAACAGUGGAGAGUGUGCCACCGCAGCACUGGAAGACCAGCUGCAGUCACUGGGUGAGCGGUGGGCAGCUGUCUGCCGCUGGACAGAGGAGAGGUGGCACAAACUGCAGGACAUCUUCUCCGUGUGGCAGCAGCUGGUGCAGGACCAGUGUUUGUUCAAAGCUUGGUUGACUGAGAAAGAAGAAGCUUUGAAUCAAGUUCAAACCUGCAACUUUAAGGACCCAAAUGAAAUUAACAUGAAUGUUCGGAGAUUAGCAAUCUUGAAGGAAGACAUGGAGAUGAAGCGACAGACGCUGGACCACCUCAGUGACGCAGGGCAGGAUGUCAUCCAGCUGAUCGGCAGCCCAGAAGCCUCCCGCAAGAUUGACAGUGAUGUGGAGGAGCUGACGCAAAGAUGGGACAACCUUGUUCAGAAACUGGAAGACUGCUCCAAUCAGGUGACCGAGUCAGUGUCAAAGUCAGGAAUGUCCCAGGUUCAGGAGAAGGUUGUCAUAGAGACGGUCACCCUGACAGAAGAAAUGUCAGUGAAACAAUCCAAGCAGGAGCUUCCGCCUCCUCCUCCUCCCAAGAAACGGCAUGUGGAUGUGGAAGCGAAGAUGCUGAUUGAUGGUGAAUUUGUGGAGAUUCUGGAUUGGAUUGCAAAAUGGAAAGCUUCCAUUCAAGACUUCAGUUUCAAAGACUACGAGAAGAUGAUGGACACUUCUGACAUUAAAGAAAAACUGAAGUCUCUGGAAGCUGAACAGCCACAAAAGCAGCUGAAGGUGCAGAAGGUGCUGCAGACUGGGCAGGACAUGCUUGAGCAAAUGGAGAAAGAGGGCCUGUCGGUGGAGGAGGUGAGAAACAGUCUUGAUAAGGUUUUGUCAGAAUGGGAGGAUGGCAGCAGACAGUUGGAGCAGUUGAAACAGAAGGUGGAACACCAAGAAAAGAUUUCAUCCUUUUACAAAGAGCUGAGGGCGCUGGAGCAGGCUCUGACAGUCAGUGAAGAAUGGCUGAGGGGCACUCCUGCUGUGAGUGACGAAGAGAAGACCCUGCAAACGUUGAAAACAGCCUGCGAGGUCGAAAUCUCACAGCUGGCAGGACUGAGCCCGCAGUUAGAGCACUUGGCCAGCGUGGCGGCAGCUCUGGGUAAAGAGCCCUCAUCUCCAGGUUUCAUCCAGGAUGACUUCAGAGCUCUCCCUGCACACUACAGCACAGUGCUGAGGGACCUGCGGGCCAGACAGCAGGACCUCAGCACAGCUCUGAAUAGCCUCCCCUCCCGGGAGCAUCAGGAUGCCAUGAAGAGCCUAUCAGACCUGCUAGAUGAGGCUGAGACUAAGCUCAGCACAUCCUGGAGGGAGGUGGUGAAUGCAGAAACCGCUGAGGACGCCUUGAAAAAUGUAGAGACUUUGUCUGCAGAACUGAGGGGCCAGCGGCCCACUGUUGAGAGGCUGCAGCAGGCCCCUGGGGGCCCAGUGAAGUGUGAGAGCCUGCACGAGAGGUGGGAGCAGCUCUGCUCCAGAGCCGGCGAGGAGACCCGAGCGCUGCAGGACAUCGUGAAGACACUGAGGGAGUUCAAUGAGAACUCUGCUCAGGUUGAGAAGUGGAUGGAUGGCGCUGAGAGUUUUAUAGCCAGAGAGAGUGCUGCCCUCGGAGACGCAGAGAAGCUUCAGGAAGAGCUAAAUCGGUGCACGGAGUUUGUGAAUGAAAUGGACAAUGUGGAGAUGGCCUUAAAAACAAUGGAAGGUGAAGUGAAAGCUGUUCAAGGGCAUGCAGUACCAGGUCUGGCCAGGUGGGGGCAGCCCAAGCUGGAGGAGUGUUUGGUUCGAUGGGAAAAGCUCAGCAAGCAGAUGUUAAGCCACCAGGAGCGUGUGUCGGAGAACCAGGAGAAGGCGGUGAAUUUGAGGAAAGACUUGGCAGAGAUGCAGGAGUGGAUGACUCAAGUGGAUGAAGAGUAUUUGAUGAGAGACUUUGAAUACAAGAGUCCUGAAGAACUGGAAGGAGCUUUGGAAGAGAUGAAGAGAGCGAAAGAGGAUGUGUUGCAGAAAGAGGUGCGAGUGAAGAUCCUGAAAGAUAAUAUCAACAUGCUGGUAGCAAAAUCUCCCCCUGGUGGCCAGGACCUGUCAUCAGACCUCAGUGGUGUUUUGAAGAAUUACCAGAAGCUGUGUGAGCGUUUUCGGAGCAAGUGUCACACCUUGGAGGAAGUUUGGUCAUGUUGGAUGGAGCUGCUGCAGUAUUUAGAAAUGGAGACAAACUGGCUGAACUGUCUGGAAGAGCGUGUGCAGAGCACAGACAACAUGCCUGAUAAUACCGAGGCUGUCAACGAGGCCCUGGAGUCCCUGGAGUCUGUUUUACGACACCCGGGGGAUAACAGAACACAGAUCCGGGAGCUUGGCCAGACGCUUAUUGAUGGAGGGAUUCUGGAUGAGAUAAUCAGCGAGAAGCUGUUGGCCUUCAAUGCUCGCUACGAAGAGCUGAGUCACCAGGCUGUGAGCAGACAGAUCUCUCUGGAGCAGCAGCUGCAGUACCUCCGUGAGAACGAACAGAUCCUGCAGGCCCUCCAGGACUCUCUGACACAGCUGGAUCAGCAACUUGCCUCCUAUCUGACCGACAGGGUUGAUGCCUUUCAGCUCCCUCAGGAGGCACAGAACAUACAAGCAGAGAUCGCAGCUCAUGAGGCCAACAUGGAGGAGCUGCGCCGGAGGAACGUGGGGAACGUCCCCGUGGUCACCCUGGAGGGCAAGGCGCCACGCGGAGGCACCAUGCUGGACGUGCUGCAGAGGAAGCUGCGUGAGAUCUCAACCAAAUAUCAGCUCUUCCAAAAGCCUGCGAACUUUGAGCAGCGGAUGUUGGAUUGUAAGCGUGUUUUGGAUGGGGCCAAAGCUGAGCUGCACGUGCUGGAUGUCAGAGAAGUCGAGCCAGAGGAAAUUGAAAAGCAUUUGGAUGGCUGCAUGAAACUGUACAAGAUCCUCAGUGAGGUAAAGCUGGAGGUGGAAACUGUGAUCAAGACAGGAAGACAGAUCGUGCAGAAGCAGCAGACAGACAACCCGAAAGCAAUGGAUGAGCAGCUCACAGCUCUUAAGCUUCUCUAUAAUGAUCUGGGAGCCCAGGUGACUGAAGGAAAGCAAGACCUGGAGAAAGCCAUCCAUCUCUCUCAGAAGUUGCGGAAGGAGACCUGCGCCCUACAGGAGUGGCUCACUGCAACAGAAACUAUUCUCAGCCAGAAGAACUCCUCAGGAAACAUGCCUGCUGACAUUGACGCAGAGGUUGCAUGGGCAAAUGGUGUGCUGAAGGAGCUGGAAAGGAGGAAGGCAGAUCUGAACAGCGUGACAGAGAACAGCGCCGCCUUGCAGGGCCUGGUGGAGGGCAGUGAGGCCGUGCUGGAGGAGAGGCUGUGUGUCCUCAAUGCGGGCUGGGGGAGAGUGCGCACCUGGGCUGAGGACUGGCUCAGCUCUGUGCUGAACCAUCAGAAUGAAGUGGAAAUCUUUGAUGAGAAUCUGGCUCACAUUAGCACUUGGCUGUACCAAACUGAAAUUCGCCUGGAUGAGACCGAGAAGCUACCAGCAAAUGAGAAGGAGAAAAUUGUAAAGAACCUGCUGUCUGAGCUUGAGGACAUUAGUUUGCGAGUGGACAGUGUACGAGACCAGGCCAUUAUCCUGAUGACCAAUCGAGGGCCUGCUUGCCGCGAGGUGGUGGAACCCAAACUGGCUGAGCUUAACCGCAACUUCGACAAAGUUUCCCAGCAUAUCAAAGCAGCUAAAAUGUCCGUGAGCUCAGAGUCCCUCAGCUGUGAGGUAGCAGUGCGACAGGGAGCAGAAAGUCUGGAGAAGAAACCUGUAAGUGAACUCCUGCUCUUUGAGAGAGAGCUGGUGGCCACACUGAGUGCCCUGGACAGGCGGCUGGAGUCCCCUGAGCAGCUGCCCCAGGAUGACGAGAAGAUGGAUGAAGAAAAGGCCCAGAUUGAAGAUGUGCUGCAGAGAGGAGAAUGGCUGCUUCCGCAAACCUCAGAUGAUGGGAGAGAGGAGCUGUGCAAGAAACUCCUUCUGCUACAGACCAAGUACUCCACACUGAGGGAAUUGAAAACAGCCAGGACUAAACAUACUCCUGAAGUAGCCCCAGCAUUCUCCCAGUACAAAAGGGAGAAGGAGUCUCUCAUCAGUUGGAUGAAUGAGACGGAGAAUCGACUGUCAGGGCUGCACAGCAUUGAGGAUGAUGAAAAGUUACAGGAGUUGUUGCAGGAACUGGAGUUGAGAAAAGAAGAGUUCAGUUCACUUCAGGAGAGGAGAAAAGAUUUAUCUCGGUAUGAGACAGAACAGUCGGACAUUGUGCAAUUUGACAAGCGGUGGCAGGAGAUUGAAAACCAGUUUGUGAUAUUUCAAAAAACACACUUCAAGAGCACACAGAAGGAACGUCAGAGUGGUGUGGACGACAGUGUGUCAUCUCUCCUGCCCACAGACUAUCUGCUCGAUAUUAACAAGGUGCUGUUGGCCAUGGCUAACAUUGAGCUCCUGAUAAAUUCCCCAGAGCUCAGCAGUGGGCUGUAUGAGGACUUCUCCAGCCAGGAGGAUGCACUGAAGAAUAUAAAGGACAGCCUUGAGAAACUCGGGGAGCAAGUUGCCAUUAUUCAUGAAAAGCAACCUGAUGCUAUUCAGGAGGCAACCAGAGUGGAGGUUGUGCAAAUAGGGGAUGCACUUACCCAGCUGAAUGCAGAAUGGGACAGAGUCAAUAGGAUGUACAAUGAUCGGAAAGGGUGCUUUGACAAGUCAGUGGAGGAGUGGCGUCAGUUCCACUGCGACCUCAAUGACCUGAGCCAGUGGGUGACAGAGGCUGAGCAGGUGUUGGCUGAUGGGAAAGGUCCUGAUGGAGCUCUGGAUUUGGAAAAGGCAAAGAUGCAUCAGCAGGAACUCGAGGAAGGUCUGACAAGUCACCAGCCCAUUUAUUCCACCUUGAACCAGACGGGUGAGGGCAUCAUCAGACAGCUGUCUGCCCCAGAUAGCAGCCUGCUGCAGGAGAAACUGGGAGGUCUGAACAGGCGCUGGAAGAAAGUCUUCAAAGAGAUCAGGGAGCGGCAGCACAGAAAUCUUACCAUGCUUUGUGUUGUGACCAGCCUCAGGGCAGGGGACCCACAGCUGGCAGACUUACUGAGGAGGACAGAUGAACUGGCUCUCUGGUUAGAGCAGGCUGAGUGUGCUGUGGGAACUCUGCCAGUCACUGCUGCAGAUACAAACCUCCAAGAACUCAAGGCCCUGGCAGAAGAAAUGGAUGUCCAGAAUGAAAAGCUAACUUGGCUCAAUAAGAACGGUCCUCAUAUACUGUCCAGCAAAUCCCUCAGCUUGCAGGACCGAGACAAGCAUGUCACUCGACUGAGAGCCAUCAACAUGAACUGGAGCAAGGUAACAAAGGAGCUUUUGGAUAAAGUAGGUGAAGUGGAGGUGAAUUUGCAGAGUCACAGACAAUUCCAGGACAAAAUGGACUGUCUGUCAGACUGGGUGAUUGUGACAAGGCAGCAGCUGUGCUCACGAACGCCUGGUCACCUAUCAGCCUCAGAGAAUCAGGUUCUGGAGAAGACAAUGAAGGAACACAAGAGAGAGCUUGAAGAUCUACUUGCCAGAUCUAUUGAGCUUCAGAAAAGGCACCAGCUACUUCCCCAGGAGAAGAGUAAAGUGGAGCAGCUGGCUGCUGAUUGGAAGGCUCUGGACUUCACGGUAAAGGAAGCGGCUCAGGUGUCUCCUGUCAGCUGGACCCAGCAGGUCACGCAGCAGAAGGUCACAGUGCCCUCAGCAGUCCAGAUGGCUAGCCUUGUAACUUCAGAUUCUGCCCACCAGACACUUCGCAGCCCAGAGCUUGUAGCCCCUACAGAUCUGAAUGAGACAGCUACUGAACUUGCUGACUGGCUGGUCCUCAUUGACCAAAUGCUGAAGUCAAACAUUGUCACUGUUGGAGAUGUGGAGGAGAUCAAAACCACAAUUAGCCGUCUCAAGGUGACAAAGACUGAUUUGGAGCAAAGACACCCUCAGCUGGAGGAUAUUUUCACUCUUGCGCAGAAUAUCAAGAACAAGACUUCUAAUGUGGAUGUGCGCACAGCCAUUACUGAGAAAUUGGAGAGAGUGCGCAGCCAGUGGGACAGUACUCAGCAUGGCGUGGAAGCGAGGCUGCAGCAGCUGGAAGAGAUGAUUACUGACAGCAACCAGUGGGAAGACCAGAGGAGAGACGUUAUGGCUCUCAUUGGACAAAAUGAGGCACGCCUGCAUAACCUGUUGCAGGCAUCUAGGGAACCCCUGACCAAACAGCUGAAUGACAAUAAGAUAUUUUUGCAGGAUUUGAACAGGGGGCAGAUUACAGUGGCUUCCUUCAAUGAUCUGUCUAGCAAGCUGCUCCGUGACUAUGCCUCUGAUGACACCAGAAAGGUGAAGGAGAUCAUGGACAAACAUACUUCAGCUUGGGAUGCCAUCAGAAACAGAGCGAAUGACAGACAGAGCUCCCUAGAUAUGGAGAUGAAGUCCCUCCAGGGAUCGCUGAGGGAACUGGAGGGAUUCCUCAAGUGGCUGCCGGAGGCCGAGACCACGGCCAACAUGCUGUCAGACGCCUCACAGAGGGAGGACCUUUCACAGGACGGUGCUCGCAUCAAGGACCUCAGGAGUCAGCUGGAGGAUAUUCAAGCUGAGAUUGAUGCUCAUAAUGACAUCUUCAAGAGCAUUGAUGGCAACAGACAGAAAAUGGCCAAGGCGCUGGGCAGCUCCGAGGAGGCUGUGUUUCUGCAGCAGCGACUGGAUGACAUGAACCAGCGUUGGACUGAACUGAAGGCAAAGUCUGCCAAUAUCAGGGCUCAUCUGGAGGCCAGUGCGGAGAAAUGGACCAGACUGCUCGCGCUGCUGGAAGAACUGUGGAGAUGGCUCACUCUCAAAGACGAAGAGCUCACAAAGCAAAUGCCAACUGGUGGAGACGUCCCCACCCUGCAGCAGCAGCACAGCCACUGCACGGCAUUGCGAGCUGAGCUGAAGGACAGAGAGCUGAUGGUGGUGAACACUUUGGACCAGGCCAGAAUGUUCUUGGCUGACCAACCCAUUGAAGGGCCUGAGGAGCCACGGAGGACCUUGCAGCCCAGAACAGACCUCACUCCAGAGGAGAAGGCCCAGAGAGUAGCCAGAGCCAUCAGGAAACAGUCAACAGAAGUGAAGGACAAAUGGGAGCAACUGAAUGCUCAUGCCAGCAGUUGGCAGCAGCAGGUGGACAGGGCCCUGGAGAAGCUGCAGGACUUGCAGGGAGUUAUGGACCAACUGGACAUCCACCUGGCCGAUGCAGAACACGUGAGGGAAGGCUGGCAGCCAGUGGGUGACCUCCUCAUCGACUCCCUGCAAGAUCACAUCGACAAAACCACUGCAUUCAAGGAUGAAAUUGCACCAAUGAAACAGGAAGUCAGGCUAAUGAAUGACCUUUCCAGUCAGCUGUCACCCCUUGACGUACAGCUGUCUUCGAGCACCUCCCGACAGCUUGAUGACUUGAACAUGCGCUGGAAGCUCUUACAGGUAGCUGUGGAGGAUCGCCUCAAGCAGUUACAAGAAGCACACCGAGACUUUGGACCCUCAUCCCAGCAUUUCCUUUCAACUUCUGUGCAGCUUCCUUGGCAGAGAGCUAUAUCCCUCAACAAGGUUCCUUACUAUAUCAACCAUCAGACCCAGACGACCUGCUGGGACCAUCCAAAGAUGACAGAGCUGUUCCACUCUUUAGCUGAUUUGAACAAUGUGCGGUUCUCUGCCUACCGGACAGCCAUGAAGAUUCGCAGACUACAGAAAGCACUCUGCUUGGAUUUGCUGGACCUGAAUGUGGCGCAGAAUAUUUUUGAACAGCACAAACUCACCCAAAACGACCAGCUUCUAAAUGUCCCUGAUGUUAUCAAUUGCUUGACCACAAUUUAUGAUGGGCUGGAGCAGAACCACAAGGAUCUUGUUAAUGUGCCCCUCUGUGUUGACAUGUGUUUAAACUGGUUGCUCAAUGUGUAUGAUACCGGUCGGAGUGGGAAGAUACGAGUAUUAUCUAUGAAAAUUGGACUUCUGUCUCUUUCUAAGGGGCAUUUGGAAGAAAAAUAUAAAUAUCUUUUCAAGCAGGUUGCUGGUCCAUCUGAGAUGUGUGACCAGAGACAGCUGGGGCUGCUCCUUCAUGAUGCCAUCCAGAUACCCCGGCAGCUAGGCGAGGUGGCUGCCUUUGGGGGCAGCAACAUCGAGCCGAGUGUCCGCAGCUGCUUCCAGCACGUCAAUAAUAGGGUGGAGAUAGAGCCCAAGCAGUUUGUGGAUUGGAUGCAUCUGGAGCCUCAAUCUAUGGUGUGGCUCCCUGUGCUUCACCGAGUUGCUGCUGCAGAAACAGCAAAACAUCAGGCCAAGUGCAACAUCUGUAAAGAGUGCCCCAUUGUGGGCUUCAGGUACCGCAGCCUAAAACACUUCAACUAUGAUGUCUGCCAGAGCUGUUUCUUUUCUGGACGCACAGCAAAGGGCCAUAAAUUAAACUAUCCUAUGGUGGAAUACUGUACACCUACAACUUCUGGGGAAGAUGUACGAGAUUUUACGAAGGUGUUGAAAAACAAAUUCCGAUCGAAAAAGUACUUUGCCAAACAUCCCCGACUUGGCUACCUACCAGUCCAGACUGUCCUAGAGGGAGAUAACUUGGAGACUCCUGUCACGCUCAUCAGCAUGUGUCCGGAGCAGUAUGAACUCUCUCAGUCUCCACAACAUUCUUAUGAUGACACUCAUUCCAGGAUAGAGCAUUAUGCAAGCAGAUUGGCACAGAUGGAGAGGUCAAAUGGUUCUUUGCCCACAGACAGCAGUUCUGCAACAGGAAGUGUGGAUGAUGAGCACACACUGAUCCUGCAGUACUGCCAGACCCUAGGAGGGGAAUCGCCACUCAGCCAGCCUCAGAGCCCAGCGCAGAUCCUGCAGGCCGUGGAGAGAGAGGAGCGCGGGGAAUUGGAACGCAUCAUUGCCAGGCUGGAAGAGGAGCAGAGGAAUCUGCAGUUGGAGUACGAGCAGUUGAAGGAACAGCACAGUCAGAGAAGUUUCUCCCCACCACUCUCCUCCCCGCCGGACUCUGUGGCCGUUGGCCAACAAGGGGGCCCUGAAGAGGCCGAGCUCCUGGCUGAGGCCAAACUCCUGAGGCAGCACAAGGGCCGGCUGGAGGCCAGAAUGCAGAUACUGGAGGAGCACAACAAGCAGCUGGAGUCCCAGCUUCACAGACUGAGGCAGCUGCUAGAACAGCCUGAAACAGAUUCCAGAAUUAAUGGAGUUUCAUCAUCUGCAGCCCUUCAGCAUACUCUAGUCCAUCACGCACUGAAUCAGGAUAUGAACUCCAGCUUUGAUCAUGCAGAUGACUUGUUAGUCCCACCAAGCAACACCAGUACAGACUUGGCAGAUGUCAUGGAACAGAUCAAUAACACUUUUCCUGCAUGCAGUCCAAGUAUUGCCCCAAGACCACAGGUGAUGUGAGGAAUCUUUUAAGGAGAAGAGUACAGUGAGCACUCCCCAGAGGACUGACCACUUCAGUAGUGGCCUUUUUAUUUGCGAUUGUUUGGGAUUUCAUCUGUUUGGCCAGAUGAAAGAACUACUGAAGACCCAAAGACACAGACCAGGACCAGAGUUUCCAUAUAUUGUCUUCUCAUACUAUGCAAUUGUAAAUUUCUGAACUGUAGAUUAUAUUCAGAGUUGGUUAAACAUUUGUCAGUGAUUUGUAUAAAUAUUAAUUAGUUGGGGGGAGGGGUCUUUAUAUCUGCAUUUUUCCUAUCCUGAGUAUGGUUUAGAAAUAAUAUUAAGGUUAAACUGUUACAUUUCUACAUUCCUCAGCUCUUCGCUUUAAUACUGUAAAAUUGCUUUCUUCACUUCAGACAUUGCUAUCUUUUGAGAUAAGCCGUGAAAGAAACAGUAUUUCAAAAACAUGAAAGUGUUCUGGGGUAAAACAUUUAAAGAGACUGUUUCAUGUAUAUCUGCUGUAUACAAUGUUAAGCUCCUUUGAAACUUUGCUUGUGACAGGGAUAUGCAUAAAAACAUUGUGUGAAGUAAGGUUUUUUUUUCUAAUGUUUGAUGUGACCACCCUUUUAAUGCAUAGGUGUGAUAAGCAGUCUGUGCAUCAAGCUUAAUAUGCACUGUAUUGUACAUAUGCAUACAGAAACAGGCUCUUUAAAUCCCAGCUGUGCCUAUACAGUUCUCGUUCCAGCUGAAGACAGAGAUUUAAAUAAUGUGUCGGCCUAAAAUAGAAAGAAAAAAUGCUAAACUGGAAUAUGUUUUUGAGGCCCAAUAUAAUUUUAUGUGUAGUAUAUAGUUUUAUAAAUGUUUUAAAUCAGAUGAAAGCCAUGACUGCCUUUCUACCUCAGACACAGCUCCCUUCCCACGCUCUGUAUUUUGUUGAUUGUUGAUCCAUAAAACACACAGCUUUUGCAAGCUUUGUAAUAGACAACAAAGAGUGAAAAACACCUCCUAGUUCCUCGCAGCAGGGUCAGUGGUCUUUGUUACUCACUUAAGAUCUAUGUAUAAAAUAUUCUCUGGCCUCUUCAGACCUUUUUCUAACAGCAUAUACAAUGUGGUGUGUGCUGUGCUAUCAAUACUUUUAACACUAAUAUAGACUCUCAGCUGUACCCUUGGACGAUGAUAUGGUGAACUUUAAUAUUAAGCAACUUGUUGUCAUUUUGAGGUAUAUAGGAUAGAUUGGUGACACUACAUCUAAUACAGCUGCACGUAUUAUAUUUUAAAUAUUUUUUAUAACAAAUCAGUAACUUUAUUUUCUGCGUAUCACAAAGAGUUACUGGUAAAUUAUAUAUACUUGAUUCUGUGUAUGACAAGAGGUAUACUUCGGUAUUUGUCUUAUUAUCUUAUAGUGACCAAAAUAUCAUUACAUUCAAUUCAUUCUUUACCACUGGAGUGACAUGAGGGUCAGUUUUUUUUAUGUUGGAUUUAACUAAUUGUUAUGCAUGGUAAAAGUGUACAGAUGGGAUGGUGCAUUUUUUAAUAAAUUAAAUAUUCAAGAUGAUUUUAUUUCUGAAAUUACCCAGAGUAAAAAAGUGUUUUGUUUACUUCUGUGAAUCUAUAGUUUUAUUACUUUAAUAGAAUCACACUAUAAAACAUGUGGAUGCCAUAAUUAUUGUUUCCUGUUGCAUAUGGGAGCUGAUGUCUGCAUUAAACACUAUUGUUUCGCUCAGCCACUGCAGUGUAUACAAUUGAAAAUGUAUUAAAAUUUUUAAAGCACAAAA